Messenger RNA from Symbiodinium pilosum, 573 nucleotides. NCBI's taxonomy places the organism in Eukaryota, Dinophyceae, Suessiales, Symbiodiniaceae. The record is from the annotation of a GenBank genome assembly.
AUGGAUGACCGUGCGGUGGAGCUUUGGGCCCAUGCUCCUGCCAUUAUGGAAAAGUUGGAUGCGGCCAUCAAGCAGAACUCGCCGGAGACCCGAGAGGAGCUGCUAGCCGUGCUUGGCAUCCCUGGCGGCCCACUUACUGUGGAGGAUGCAAAGCCUGGCAUCGAAGACUUCGAGUAUGCCAUGCAGGCAGCUGUGCUGAAGCGCCUGGAGCCACACCCCGACCCGGUUCAAGCCAGGGGGCGGGAGGCUGAAGUCCCGAGAGCCUUAGAGAUUGCUGCGGACGUCGUCGCGGCGCUCUUUGAGAACUCAGCAGCACCGGAUGUCUCGGCUGCCGAGACAGACAGGUGCAAAUCCUGGUGGAUGACUUUCAUGCAGAUAGCGGAAGAGACGACAAAAUUGGUGGCCAUUGGGCAGCUCGCAGAGUUAACAGAUGUUUUCGACAAAAGCCUCUUGAAGCUACGCAAGGCUUGCUGGGACCUUGCAAGGCAGCGCCUCAAGGAGUUCGAUGCCAAGCAGGAGGCAGAGAUGAAGGCUGCCAAGGAUGCAGCCGACAACAACAAACCAGAGCGGACG